This is a messenger RNA of Lodderomyces oxycetoniae, 1473 nucleotides long. RefSeq names its product glutathione-disulfide reductase (gene GLR1). Bases 1 to 1473 code for a protein of 490 amino acids. The transcript has a single exon. The record is from RefSeq and is a predicted model, not a curated record. Gene Ontology annotation, cellular component: mitochondrion; cytosol. NCBI's taxonomy places the organism in Eukaryota, Fungi, Ascomycota, Pichiomycetes, Serinales, Debaryomycetaceae. Gene Ontology annotation, molecular function: glutathione-disulfide reductase (NADPH) activity; flavin adenine dinucleotide binding; NADP binding. Gene Ontology annotation, biological process: glutathione metabolic process; cell redox homeostasis; cellular response to oxidative stress.
AUGGCGCCUACUUUAACGCAACAACCGUUGAAAAAUUUCGAUUAUCUUGUUAUUGGUGGUGGUUCAGGUGGGGUUGCUAGUGCUCGUCGUGCAGCGAAAUAUGGGGCCAAAGUGCUUCUUAUAGAGUCUAAUUUCAACAAGUUGGGCGGUACCUGUGUUAACGUUGGGUGUGUUCCUAAAAAGGUUAUGUGGUAUGCUUCUGAUUUGGCUCAUAAAAGAGCAGACUUGUUUCCCUAUAAGUUGGAUAAGGAAAAACAGACAACCAAGUAUGGCGACUUCAAUUGGAGUCAAUUUAAACAAAAACGAGAUGCAUAUGUCUCCAGAUUAAAUGGAAUUUAUGAGAGCAAUUUGAAAAAGGAAAAAGUUGAUUAUUUAUUUGGUUUUGCCAGAUUUGUCAAUGAUCAAGGAGACGUUGAGGUUACUUCCACAGGGGAUCAGGUUUUACCAUUUUUACAAGAUAAAAAGGUUCAAAAGGGCGAAAAAUUGGUCUUUAGUGGUGACAAGAUAUUAAUUGCCACUGGUGGUACUGCCAUUGUUCCUCCGGAUGUAGAAGGAGCCGAAUUGGGUAUCACUUCUAAUGGAUUUUUCGAAUUGGAACAACAACCUAAAAAAGUUGCAGUUGUUGGCGCUGGCUAUAUUGGUGUUGAGUUAUCCGGUGUAUUUAACGGAUUAGGCACAGAAGUGGAUUUCAUUAUUAGAGGUGAUACGGUUUUACGUAGUUUUGAUGAUAUUAUUCAAAAUACUAUAACAAGCUAUUAUUCUGAUAACUUGGGAAUCAAUAUAAUUAAAAAAUCGGGUGUCAAAAAAGUUGAACAAGGUGCCAAUGGGAAAAAGAAGAUUACUUUACUCAAUGGCGAUAUUCUUGAAGUUGACGAAUUGAUUUGGAGUGUUGGUAGAAAAUCACUUGUUAGUAUUGGCUUGGAUAAAAUAGGUGUUAAGCUCAAUGAUCGUCAACAAAUUGAAACUGAUGAGUAUCAGGCUACUGCAAACCCCAAGGUAUUUUCUCUUGGUGAUGUGGUUGGCAAAGCUGAAUUGACGCCAGUUGCAAUUGCUGCAGGACGUAAAUUGUCAAACAGGCUCUUUGGAGGUCCCCAGUUUAAGAAUGACCGUUUGGACUAUAACAACAUCCCAUCUGCCGUAUUUUCACAUCCAGAAUGUGGAUCAAUUGGAUUAUCUACCACGGAAGCAAUCGAAAAGUAUGGCAAGGAUGAUAUUAAAGUAUACAACUCGAAAUUCACAGCUAUGUACUAUGCCAUGAUGGAGGAUCAAAAUGAUAAAUCACCAACAGUCUAUAGAAUAGUUGUUCAAGGACCAAACGAAAAGGUUGUUGGAUUACACUUGGUUGGAGAUGGCAGUGCUGAAAUCUUGCAAGGUUUUGGAGUUGCAAUUAAAAUGGGUGCUACUAAAGCAGAUUUUGAUAAUUGUGUUGCUAUCCAUCCUACUUCUGCAGAGGAGUUGGUUACCAUGACUUGA